GUCUUUAAACCGGGCCCCUUUAUCCUCCCAUUUAGAUUUAAGGAGGGGCGGUAUUGUUGAGUAGGUUGGGCUUCCGUCCUAGACUCAGUGGUGUCAGUGAAGGCCUAUUUACUACUGCAACAUGAGCUACCCAGGAUAUGCAGGAGGGUAUGGAGGAGCACCACCCGGAGCCCCAGGGUAUGCCGGCUUCCCCGGCCAGCAGCAAGACCCUCUCUUUGGAUACUUCUCAGGUGUUGCCGGACAGGAUGGCCAGAUAUCAGCAGAGGAGCUUCAAACAUGUCUAACCCAGGCCCAAUUUUCUGGAGGCUAUAAACCUUUUAACCUGGAGACAUGUCGGCUGAUGAUCAACAUGCUGGACAGAGACAUGUCCUGCACCAUGGGCUUCAAUGAGUUCAAGGAGCUGUGGUCUGUUCUCAAUGGUUGGAAGCAGCACUUUAUGUCUAUCGACAGGGACCACAGCGGAACAGUGGACCCCCAGGAGAUGCAACAGGCUAUGGCCUCUAUGGGCUACAGACUGAGCCCUCAAGCCAUGAACUGCGUUGUGAAGCGUUACAGCACUCAUGGGAAGAUCACCUUUGACGAUUAUGUGGCGUGCUGUGUGAGACUCCGAUCCCUGACUGAUCUGUUCCGGAGGAGGGACCAGGCCGGACAGGGUGUUGCUUCAUUUCAGUAUGAUGAUUUCAUCCAGUGCACCAUGUCUUCCUGAAGAGGCUGCACAUAGGAAAUUCUGUGACCACUGCACACUAUAAUACCACUGGCAGAUAUAUCCGGAAUAAUAAUCAUAUAUGUUAAAGAUAACCAUUUGCUAAUGAAUAACAUUUUUUUUAUUGUACUUUUAAAACCUUUUCACUUACAGACUACUUUUGUAUACAUCUCAGUUUUGUAUGUGUUAUUUGUCUCUAUAAUUUGAUCUCAUACAGCAGUCAGUUGUCACUUUUACAUGCCUUCAACCAUAAACCAUAAAAAGCCUCUAAAAAUGUGUAUAAAGUGUAAUAAAGGCGCACUGAACGCA
Molecule: messenger RNA, 1012 nt
Organism: Clupea harengus (Atlantic herring)
Lineage: Eukaryota; Metazoa; Chordata; Actinopteri; Clupeiformes; Clupeidae
Gene: sri
Product: sorcin
Molecular function (GO): calcium ion binding
Source: RefSeq, a predicted model, not a curated record